Messenger RNA from Prunus avium (sweet cherry), 2211 nucleotides. Its product is annotated as Integrase-type DNA-binding superfamily protein. NCBI's taxonomy places the organism in Eukaryota, Viridiplantae, Streptophyta, Magnoliopsida, Rosales, Rosaceae. The record is from RefSeq and is a predicted model, not a curated record. Gene Ontology annotation, biological process: regulation of DNA-templated transcription. Gene Ontology annotation, molecular function: DNA-binding transcription factor activity; DNA binding.
AUAUAAAGAGGAGGGGUGAGUUUUUGUAGUUUUUCACAAAUCUGGUUUUUAGGUUUGCAUGUCCAUAGAGCAAAGCAAAAAGACCCACAAGGACAAAUGAGCCCCUCCUUUCCUUCCCAUCAUCAUAUGACUCACAAGUAAAUCUAUGAAACAAAAAGACAUUUAUGUAUAUGCAAUCAACUCUCUUCCCCUGUUCCCCAAAACCACACAACCAUUACCACCUUUGAAAACUUCCCAAAAACCCAAAGGUUAGAACUUUAGACAGAGAAAUUAAAACACCAAAUUCUUAGAUUUUUGGGUUGUUUUCUACUUUCAAUAUGAGUAACUGGUUGGGGUUUUCUCUCACUCCACACUUGAGGAUCCAUGAAGGCUUUGGUGGGGGAGAAGAUCAACAAGACCAUGGAGGAGGAGGAGGCUUCACUUCUCAAAUGACCAUCAUGCCCUUGCGCUCUGAUGGGUCUCUUUGUGUUCCUGCUGAUCCUUUCAGGCGACCCAAUGGUUCUGAAGAUUGGAGAUAUGAAAAUCACAUGGGUGCGACAAGUGUCACAGACCCAAAUGAUGAAAGGGGUCCAAAGCUUGAAGAUUUUUUGGGCAGCUGCUACUCAAGCUCUCCCACUCCAAGUGAAACCAAAGUCUACAAUUGCCAAAGUACCCAACAAGACCAAAACCCAGAAACCAUCUCUCAGAUCAAUGUUAAUGAGGCCCCAAACUUCAACACCACCACCAACAAUAGAGAAGACAACAACAACAACAACCUAAUUCAACCGUACAGCCAUUAUUGUACCCUAAACCCACCAAGCCUCAUCCCAAGUAAUGGCAUGUACAAAUCUUGGUUGGGCCAAACGGUGCCGUUUUCUGAUGAAAAAUCAUCACCAUGUGGUGAUCACCACCAGGCAAAUGGCAACAGCUUUCAUCAGUCAUCUCUCUCACUCACUAUGAGCCCAAGCUUACAACAAAAUGGUAAUAAUAUGGGCGCAAUCUCUCAACUGCAAAUAGUGGAAAGCAAGAAAAGGCCUGUUGGGAAAUCUGCAGCUAGAGAACCAGUUCCUAGAAAAUCUAUUGACACUUUUGGUCAGCGAACUUCUCAGUUCCGUGGUGUCACCAGGCAUAGGUGGACUGGGAGAUAUGAGGCCCAUCUGUGGGAUAAUAGUUGCAGAAAAGAAGGGCAAACAAGGAAAGGAAGGCAAGUUUAUCUGGGUGGUUAUGAUAAGGAGGAAAAAGCAGCAAGGGCAUAUGAUUUAGCUGCACUCAAGUAUUGGGGUUCAACCACCCACAUUAAUUUUCCUCUAAGUACUUAUGAGAAAGAGCUGGAAGAGAUGAAGAACAUGACAAGACAAGAAUUUGUAGCCAAUUUGAGAAGGAAAAGCAGUGGGUUUUCAAGAGGAGCUUCUGUGUACAGAGGAGUGACAAGACACCAUCAGCAUGGAAGGUGGCAAGCUAGAAUUGGCAGGGUGGCUGGAAACAAAGACUUGUACUUGGGAACAUUUAGCACACAAGAAGAAGCAGCUGAGGCUUAUGACAUUGCUGCAAUCAAGUUUAGGGGUACAAGUGCUGUGACCAACUUUGAUAUGAGUAGGUAUGAUGUGAAGAGAAUUUGCUCAAGCUCCACCCUAAUUGCCAGUGAGCUGGCCAAGCGUUCGCCAAAAGACUCUACGCCGGCGGCAAUCGAAGACUUCAAUUCUUGUGGAUCAUCUACUUCUGCACAACCCCUAUUGGCCAUAGCAAGUGGUGAACCGUGUGAUGACAUGGCUGAAAUGGUGUGGAAUAAUAAUAAUGCAGAGGAUCAUUCCCAUUCACAUAAUGAGAAUUCAAACACCACCACCAACAAUGCAGCAUUGGGUGCUUCAAGCAGCAGGAACUCUUCAAGCCCACAAAGCCCCAAGUGCUCAUUUGGGCACACUAGUGAGUUUGGCCUUGGUGGAGACUAUUCCCAUGCGUAUUUCUCAAUGCAGGGUGCUAAGUAUGAAGAUGGCAAUGGUGGUGGGAAUGAUCAUUCAAGGCUUGGAAAUCUUGGUUUGGUUCCACAAGUGCCUAUGUUUGCACUGUGGAAUGACUGAUUAGUGGAAAAGAUCGACUGUUUUAAUUUUUAAGCAUAAUUAAGGAACACAAAUUAGUCUAGGGAGAAUUGGUUAAUUUGUGGUGGAAGAAAUGAAGCAAGCUAGGUAUACAUGGAAAUGUGGGUUGAGUUGUUCUAAAAGCCCUAACAGUUAA